AUGAUGACAGACGAUGUGGAGCGAGCCGAGCUCUGCUUCCCUCAGCUGCUGAAUUUGUCCUGCACAGGUGUAAUGCGUCCUCGCACUGAGGCCGUCCUCCUCUACUCUCUGCUCUCCUGCAUCACUGUCCUCACUGUAGUCCUCAACCUGCUGGUCAUCAUCUCCAUCUCCCACUUCAAGCAGCUCCACACCCCCACCAACCUGCUCCUGCUCUCCCUGGCCAUCUCAGACCUCCUGGUGGGGCUGCUGGUGAUGCCGGUGGAGACGCUGCGGUUCAUAGAAACCUGCUGGCUGCUUGGAGAUCUCAUGUGCGCUCUGUCGUACAUUAUUGGCUUCACUCUCACCUCAGCGUCUGUGGGGAACAUGGUGCUUAUAUCCAUUGAUCGCUAUGUUGCUAUUUGUUACCCUCUGCAGUACUCCACUCAGAUCACCCGCAGCCGGGUGGAGCUGUCAGUGUGCAUGUGCUGGGCCUGCUCUCUGCUCUACAACGGGCUGAUCCUAAAGGAGCAUCUCAGUCAGCCUGAUAGACACAACUCCUGCUUUGGGGAGUGUUUGGUGGUGAUUAACUACGUCUCUGGAACUGUGGACCUUGUGUUCACCUUCAUAGGCCCUUGUUUGAUAAUUGUGGUUUUGUACAUGAGGGUUUUUGUUGUAGCCGUGUCUCAGGCUCGUGCGAUGCAGUCUCACGUUACGGUGGCUGCGGUGGGUAAGGUUACAAUCACUGCUAAGAGGUCAGAGAGGAAGGCAGCGAGGACUCUGGGCGUGGUCAUUCUGAUGUUUCUGAUGAGCUUCUGUCCGUAUUACUACCCGUCUCUUGCAGGACAAGACAUCUCAAACAGCGCGUCCUCCUGGGCCAUCGUGUCCUGGCUGGUGUACUUUAACUCGUGUUUGAACCCUCUCAUCUACGCUUUAUUCUACCCCUGGUUUAGAAAGGCGAUCAAGUACAUUGUUACACUGAAGAUACUAGAUCAGUGCUCCUCUCUGGCAAAUAUAAUCUGA
Messenger RNA from Notolabrus celidotus (New Zealand spotty), 999 nucleotides. Its product is annotated as trace amine-associated receptor 13c-like. Gene Ontology annotation, cellular component: membrane. The transcript has a single exon. The record is from RefSeq and is a predicted model, not a curated record. Gene Ontology annotation, molecular function: trace-amine receptor activity. Gene Ontology annotation, biological process: G protein-coupled receptor signaling pathway. Bases 1 to 999 code for a protein of 332 amino acids. Lineage: Eukaryota; Metazoa; Chordata; Actinopteri; Labriformes; Labridae.